UAACCUACCAAGUACUAACUCCUCCUUAUUGGUUAAUACCAAGUUUCAAAAUGUCAAGGUUACCGUUCUCAUUUAAACAAACAAACCAACCCAAUCAUUAAAGCAACCUUCUUGAUUAUCCUAAAGCCGCAACAUUACCACUCUUUUUCUUACUCAUUAUUCAAUUUCUACCCCACACUUGAGCACCAAAUUCCCGUUUUCCAAACCCCAUAAAGACACCAUCUUUACACUUUCCCGGGAUCUGGGUCUCCUUUAAUUUUCCCGAAAGACAAAGUAGACAGUGCCUUCCACACACUUUGAAAAGAGAGAGACUAUGUGUGAUAGUUCAUGAAACUGAAGUGUUUCUCUGUCAAUCAUUGUGUUUUACAGUCAAAUUCAGCGUCUAUGAUCCCGUUUUGUAAAAUUUUCCGCUUGAUAAAGGUGGUUUUCUCUCGCAACUUCACAAAGUCACACCCUUUAUUUAUCUCGGUAUCCAACAAAGUGUUGUUCCUUACUUGCUAACUCACUGACCCAGAUCUUCAAAUGGCAGUGUGAGUCUUGCAUUGUUGCAGGAGCCUUCUAUCAAGAAUUGCUGAAGUAACUGUUUUGAGUUUGUAAUGAGGGUGUGGAGGGUUCACCUACCAGAGCAAAAGCUUUGUCCUCAUGGUGUUUUGAGGUGGGUUUUGGUUUGGAUGAGUGUGUGUUUGUUUCUGGUCACGGUUGGUCCACCGUCUCGGUCGCUGGUUAAGAAGAGUGCACCUCCUCGAUUUUCUUGUCCUCCCUGUGAUUGUCACUGCUCUUCAGCAGAACAUCUCCUCGAUCCUUUGGGACUCGGCAAUGGCUCAGUUUCUGAUUGUGGUAAACAUGAUCCUGUUUUGAAUGAGGAAAUGAAUAAGGAUCUAUUGGCAAUGCUAUCUGAGGAGCUAAAUUUGCAGAAAGUAGUGGCCAAGGAGAGGUUGGAACACACGAAAAGGUUAGUAAUGGAUGCCAGGAAAAGCUUUUCACAGUACCAGAAAGAAGCAGAAAAGUGCAACAUUGGAAUGGAAACUUGUGAAGAAGCAAGGCAGAGGGCAGAGGCAGAGCUCAUUGAAGAACGAAGGCUCACAACAACGUGGGAAAAUCGAGCUCGUGAAUAUGGGUGGAGUGACAGAAAAAACCAUCAUUAGCUAAUGAUAAUUGUGUAACAUAGCUUUCAUAGCCAAUGCACUGGUUUCUUGAAAUGAUUUCAGAAAGGUCAGUUAUUCCAUUGAAGCAUAGUUCAAUACUAACAAUGCCAUUUGCCAAAGCUUUUCAAAAUAGCACAAUCCUUGUUUAGCAAAUGACAGUAACAGAUCCAGAAGUGAUGAAAAACCAGUGGAUUUCAUUCAGUUCAGAUAUUUCCUCGACAUCAAAAUUUCAUUACAACGAAAAUGCACUACAACUACAGUACUUGUAUUUUGUGUCACUUAAUUGUUUUCGCUCUUUUAACAUUUUGAACAU
Molecule: messenger RNA, 1458 nt
Organism: Vigna umbellata (rice bean)
Lineage: Eukaryota; Viridiplantae; Streptophyta; Magnoliopsida; Fabales; Fabaceae
Source: RefSeq, a predicted model, not a curated record